Messenger RNA from Lolium rigidum, 1170 nucleotides. RefSeq lists its product as uncharacterized. The record is from RefSeq and is a predicted model, not a curated record. Lineage: Eukaryota; Viridiplantae; Streptophyta; Magnoliopsida; Poales; Poaceae. The coding region runs from base 240 to 731 and encodes 163 amino acids. The transcript has 2 exons.
AAGGAGACAGGCAAUAAAUUGGGUGCGGUAAUAUAGGUUGCAGUCUUCAAGGCAAACAGAGCAUUCGGUGUGACUCCUUAUCGGAUUCUCCUCACCCUUUCUCUUGUGUUCUUCAAUUCAGUUCUUCCCAUAAGCUGUCGGCCCCAGUUCGUUUCCCUUCCCUACUACCUCCACCUAUCCCUCUCUCCUGGUUUGCGAAAGAUUUUCAAGCGGUUCCAGAUUCCGGGAGCUGGUAGAUCAUGCCUUGCGCUGCCGAGCUUGUCAAUGGUGAGGGCGGCGCGAUCAAAGUGGGCACAACCGGCACCAUCGGUUCACUCAUGAUAAGAGAACUGGAGUCCAUCAAAGUCACACCCCAAGGAGCUGCUACCCCGCGUCUGAGACGCCAAAGUAACCCGGUUUCGGUUCCCUGUGGAGCUAGCCCUCGGAAGACCAUCCUAAGGAAGAGCUCAUCCAAUGUCGCAUGCAGCAGCAGUAGCAGCAACAACGGCAGAACCGAUCGUGUGAGUGCUGAUGAAGCCAGCAAGGCAAGAAGGAGCUCUCAACGGAACAAGUCCCACUCUCCAAUGCUGCACUCAGAUGGUGUGCUAGCUGACAGAAGCCCGAAUGUCGAGAAGGCGAAGAAGAAAGGAAAUUUUCAUGUUGUUGAGGUGGUUGAUGUUAGGUGCAGUAACCCGAUGAGCAGCCGUCUCCGGAAGCUCGGGUUCUCUAAGCUGUCGGAGAGCUUUGCCUAGCCACGACGGAACUGAACUUAAAGCUUCUGCUGCCCUUUCCUGGAGGUCAUCUUGGGUUCUUGCAAGCCUUUGGAGGGCAUCAUACCCUGGGAUGUUUGGUGAGCCAAUCAUCCACCUGACUGCAUCUUUGUAUGUCGCGAUCUGGUUUACGUAAGAUUUCCUUACUAGUUCUCUCCAUGGAAACUGCUUUUGCGCUCAUAUGUAUGAAACGUUAAUUCAUGAAAAGCAUUUCCCAUCAGAAGCUAGAUGUCGAUGGAUGAUAUAAUGUAAUGAUGCGCUAGUGUUUCUUUUGCCAUCGCUGACCUGGCUUGUUUGGCGCCACCAAUCUCGACCAAACGCUUGGAUUUGGCAACAAGUCAGUGAGAGUUGUCUUUCCAUCUUGGAAUUUAAAUUUAAUGGAAAACCUUGCACUUCUGAAAUAACAUAUGAGAUUCCUAGA